Tilletiaria anomala UBC 951 is the source of this 540-nucleotide messenger RNA. RefSeq lists its product as uncharacterized. Lineage: Eukaryota; Fungi; Basidiomycota; Exobasidiomycetes; Georgefischeriales; Tilletiariaceae. The transcript has a single exon. The coding region runs from base 147 to 428 and encodes 93 amino acids. The record is from RefSeq and is a predicted model, not a curated record.
CUUGCUGUGUUCUUUUCGAGCUCUUGAAAGAGACGCUCAUCUUUUCAGGUUUGUCUUGUGAUUAGCCGGGAGGAAUCAAUCGGUAUGCACUGUUCGGUGUCUCGAUCAUUUUGGGGAAUAACGAGCGCAGAGCUUGACGUGCGGCCAUGCUUUAUACUUGGACCGCAGCCUUGCAGGCGCUCCUUUCUUGCAUCUGCUCCUCACAGGCUACUGGUGCCCGCCGUGGCGCGGUCAAUAUGCGGUCAUUACUCGUAUAUGAAAGGCUGCCGCCGCACCGCGCCAUACCGUACGUCGUACUGAACAAAAGAGCAUACACGGCCGUAGCGGACCGUUUCCUGCUUCUCUUGCCCGCGACUUGCAUGGGCGAUGCGAUUCGCUGCUCAAGGUUCCGUCUCCUGGCGCCCUCCUCGCAUACCUCUGCAGAAUAGUGUGCUGUGCGUUUAUGCCGGCACGGGCCUUUUCUCACGUCCCGCAGGGUGCCCAGCUGCCCGCGGUCAUUUUGAGGCAAUUUCAUGAAUGUGGCCGGUUGUCUGAUCUGUG